Messenger RNA from Pantherophis guttatus, 2205 nucleotides. RefSeq names its product neurotrophin receptor-interacting factor homolog. The record is from RefSeq and is a predicted model, not a curated record. Gene Ontology annotation, biological process: regulation of DNA-templated transcription. Lineage: Eukaryota; Metazoa; Chordata; Lepidosauria; Squamata; Colubridae.
GACGGCGCAUAUCUAUCGUUCGGGGCUCCUUUCCCCUUUCGUUCUCUUGCUACCACAGGGCCACUCUAGGACGGCGCGUAUCUAUCAUUCGGGUUCAUUCAUUCAUUCAUUCAUUGCAGCGCUCGGAGCCGGGAGCGCGAAGGGAAAUUGUGGCGGAAACGAUUCGCAGUUUCUCUUCUUGGGCGCAGGAGCCCCGAAGCAGCGGACGCCCAUUUCUCUCCACCUGGAAAGCGGAGGAAGGGGGUGCAGAGAGGCUGAUGGGAGCCCCCUCGGAUUGCCUGGGAAUCCAGGAGAUCUCCAGGGAUGGAGAGCACCCUCGUCCCAGAGGCUCCUGGCGAUCGCUGCCGCCAGGAGGCCGAGGGGCCCCGGGAGCUUUGCAGCCGCCUGCACCGGCUGUGCCGUCAGUGGCUGCGGCCGGAAAGGAGCAGCAAAGGGGAGAUGCUGGACCUGGUGGUGCUGGAGCAGCUGCUGGCCCUGCUGCCCGCGGAGAUGGCGAGCUGGGUGAGGGAGUGCGGGGCCGAGAGCUGCUCCCAGGCGGUGGCCCUGGCCGAAGGCUUCCUGCUCAGCCAAGCCCAGAGGGAAGAGUUCGGAAAGGGGCAGGUGCGGGAGCCAUUCCCAGAGGAGAUUUCAGCUGAGCUUCAGGGAAGAGGAGAUGGAUCCAGCUCUAUUCAAGGCCUGUUUUUCAGGAGGAUCCAAUUUGGGCCACUUUGCCAGAGCUCUGAUGCCUUUGAAGAGGUGACUGUGGAUUUCACGAAGGAGGAGUGGAGGCUGCUAGAACUUGACCAGAAGAUCUUGUGCUGGGAAGUCAUGCAGGAGUUUUCUAGGAAUUUGGCUGCUCUGGCUGAUGUGUCUGUGAAUGAGAAUGGAGGAGAGAAAUCGUCCACUUCUCUUCCUGUUGUUGUUCGUGGCUUCCUGUCCCAGCAAGAUCAGAAAGAAAAGAGAAAAGGGAAAUAUAGAAAAAAAGACAACAUGAAUUUGAAUUACAUAGAUACGGCAGAAACCAGACUAAAGAAAAACUGCACGGCUAUAGACACUAUGGAGAAUAACUCCUUCGCUCCUACUUCACCAAAUAAACUGAACAGGAAAUGCAAAUUACAUACCUCUGUUAAAUCUGGGGGGGAUUCCAGUCUGAGCAGGAAGAGGGAACUUGGUAAGCAGAGUGGAAAGAAUUUCAGCAGUGAAAGUGAUCUUAAUAACCUGCCUGUGGACCACCAGUUUGACACCCUUGCUCUAGGGGCCUGCCUUGCCUUGACCACCUGGGUCAUAACAGAGAGAUCGUAUAAAUGAGUGGAAUGUGGUUCAGUAGGAAGACUCCUCCUAAUUACCACCAAAGGAGCCACCCAAGCCCUGGACCAUGGACCAGUCCGCUGCCCAUUGAGAACCGUGCCAUGCAAGUGGCAGGCAAGCAUAUGAAGCUUCGUUUGCAUAUUGCAGGGGAUUAGGUUACAUUUGCAAAACCCAUCCCUUCCCACCUACUGCCGGUCUGUGGGGAGAAAAAAGGUUGGGGACUGCUGACAUAAAUUACCUAAGUGCCUGGAAUGAGGAAAGAUCUUUCUUUGCAAAGGAAGAUUUACUUCUCAUAAAAAGAUCCACACAACAGAUAAAUGCACCAAGUGCAAAAAGAGCUUUAAUGACUAUAACACCUUGAAUUGUCACAGAGGUAUCCCCACAGGGGAAAAUUAGAAAUGCUUCAAAAGUGGGACCACCUUCACUGAGGGUGCUUACUUCACAUAAAAUGAUCCACACAGGAAAAAUAAAUCCAUGGAUUGAGGUCAACUUCAUCAUCAUCCAAGGAUCCCGACAUGGCAGGAAGUUUAUUAAUUCAUGGAAUGUGCAAAGUUCUUCAGUUUGUACUGGAAUCUUAUUUACCAUCCAUGUAGCUACACAGGAGAAAACGUAUAAGCAUUGGAAUUUGGAAAUCGCUGAUGGUGGAUCAGUGACCUUACUUAUCAUAGGAUGAUGCUUUUCUUCUUGAGGCAAAUGCUUCUGUUUCCUCUCUGAGAUAAUUCAUUAAAUUCAAGCCUAUGUUAACCUCCCAUCUCCCUGAGGGGUGUAAGAAGCUCCAGAGAUUGGCCACAAUUCUUUCUCUAUCCACCCUUGCUUUCCUCUAUUGCAAAAGUUAGUUGAGACACUUUUUCCAUUUCAGCUGAUAUUCUUCAAAAUAAUCAUGCAAUAUAUGAUAAUAUAGCAAACCUUAUUAUUAAA